Messenger RNA from Coregonus sp. 'balchen', 2712 nucleotides. The record is from the annotation of a GenBank genome assembly. Lineage: Eukaryota; Metazoa; Chordata; Actinopteri; Salmoniformes; Salmonidae.
GUGAGAUCAAACAUUGUCAUUUUAAAGGGCCCUUCUAAACAAGAUGCUACAUUUUUAUGAUCUUCAUGGGUCUUUGAUGGUAGUGGUUCUUAUUUUGGAGUGAGUAACUGCGCAGACUUAAGGUAUGCAUCACUGAAUAGGCAAACUCCAAACUGAAUUUCACUCAGGACGGAUAAAGGAGGGCCAUGCUGCUAAGUGAGCGCUGGCAUCCAUCUGACGCAGAUCACCUCUACCAUCUCACUAAGGAGAGAGGAACCUGCUGGCUGCGAUGCAUUGCUAGAGCCUGUUUGUGUCCACAUCUACAGUAGUAUGCUUCCUACCUGUGUUUUUGUACAUACUGUAUUGUCAAAUUCCCUCUUACUAUUGAUUGAAUUGAGCAGUUUGUGUAAUGAUUUGGAGGAUGUUUUUGUAGGAGGACUUUUAGGACCAUACAUUUCUUUGACCAUGGGGGAGGAGGUGAAAAAGCGCCCCAUCAUUGCCGGCAGAGAGAAAGGUGAGCUUCCUGAAUGGAACAAACCUUGCGAUACUUAUUCAAUACAGAUAGAUCACUCAUGUAUUCUGAAUUGAGCAAAUGUAACACGUAAACGUAACAUGUCUAGUUAGUAAUUUAAUGCAUUAUCAUGUCAGAGAGGGAACAUUGACUGGAGGAGUUCAUCAUUUCUCAGAGCUUGGACUUGCCAGAACUCGCAGUAGUGGCUUUGCUUGUUCAGUGUGCACACGCAUCUGAACAUUUGUAUGCUGAUGUAAUGUCAAAUCAAAUCUUGAAAAAUUACAUGCGCCGAAUAUAACCGGUGUAGACUUUACCAUUAAAUGCUUACUAACGAGCCAUUUCCCAACAAUGCAGAGUUAAAAAGCACAAAAAAGCUAAAUAAGGCAAUAGUAACACAAUAAAAUAACAAAUAACGUGAAAGUGUGUGUGUGUGAACGUAUGUUGUGUGUGCGUUGGUAGUCCAGUGAGUGUGCAUAGAGCCAGUGCAAGAGAGUCGGUGCAAAACAAAUCCUUUCCAAAAAAGUCAUUUCCCAGGUUGUACCUUAAGUGUACUGUCUGCCGCAAUGUCUGUCUCUAGCUGUGAAAGUCAGCUGUUUGGAUGACCUAGCGUGUCUAAUUUGCACCAGCCAGAUGUAAAUAUGUGGUUUAUAUCCUCAGGCACGUCUUUAUGAACUUUUUCAGCUUAUUCGUCACUACACCAUACUGUAUAUCAUGUAAUAUGAAUGAAGUAGACCAAAUCCUUUCGUGCGCACACACAGGUCCUCAACCUAUUGUGUAAAAUAUCUACCCCACAGGGCCAGGACCUGGGCGUUACGCUCUGCCACCGACUAUUGGUUUCAUCGGCCAUGACUUCACCAAGCCAACCAGCCCUGCUUACUCCUUCCACGGCAGAAUGAGCAACAACAGUGAGUGCUACAGCGGUCAUUAAAGAGCCCCCAAGCUUUAAACAUGACAUGCUACUCUAAUGGUCAAUGGAAAACUACCUCAACUAGUAUUAGUUGAUCAUGAAAGGGAAUAUUGAAUGUUGUAAUGUCAAUGUAAAGCCACUGGGGGGAGACACCACAUACCUGUCACAAGUUCUGAACCCUGUACUACAGUCCAGUAUACCACUUACCAGCCAAAUGUGACACUGUCCUUAGGAUACUGGCAAACUUACUACAGUAUUGUAUAUCAGUUAUUUAUUUGAUAGUUUCUCUUGUUUGGCUGUGUAGUGUACGGUGUUGACUCCAGUCCUGGGCCUCAGUAUUACAUUGAUGCAAAAAUCACCCGUUUCGGCAGGGAUGGCAACCCUGCAUACUCCAUGUUGGGCAGAGUGAGAGGAUCAUCAAGUAAGUUCCCACCAACUUCAGGGAAAUACACUUUCAAUUCAGAGCUGAUCACAUGUUUUAAUGUGCCUAUAAAGUUGUAAUAAAGUAUAACCGUGUUUUUAUUUGUCAAAGACCAAAAGCUCAUUACUAGAUGUGAAAAGGUUGAUUUUCCUAAAAUAUAUGUUAAUUACAUAAGGACCUUGUUGAGUGUGGCAGUUUGUAAGCUACUUACAGCAGUAAGGCAACAAGAUACAGCUGGAUAUGACAGCUCAAGCCUUGCCUUCUGCUGUCAGCUGUUGCAACUGAAUUUCAUGAACACACUCCACAAAUAUGCAUACACUCUAAAUUGACAAUGAAUCUAUUGCAUUCCACUUAUCAAUCUUGCUUGUUCACAUAAAGCCAAAGCUAAUUACAGCUUUUCCACCAGCAGGGCUUUUCCAGACUCCUGGACCAGGGGCAUACAGCCCUGAGAAUGCUCCUCCAUGCAACACCCAGCGCAGACCCCCAUCAUACACCAUGGGCUCCCGCACUCGCUACCGUACCAUCGACUCAGUGCCUGCCCCCAACAAGUACUGUCUCCCUGCACUCAUGGGCCCCCAGGUCCCCACCAAGCCAGCCAGUGCCAGCUACACCAUCUCAGGGCACUGCAAGUCAGGGGGUCCCUCAGAGGACCUGUCCAAGACCCCAGGCCCUGGUAGAUACAACAGUACAGAUCCAAGUGUCUACCUUCCCAGGCAACCAGCUUUCUCCAUGCUAGGUCGCCAUGGCUUCCCCAAUGAUGCCACUCUGAAGCCUGGCCCUGGAACUCAUAACCCUGAGAAGGUGACUGUCCACAAGCCCCGGGCCCCUGCCUUCUCUCUGGGCAUCAGACACUCUGAGUUUGUCACCCCACUGGUGGUCAAUGUAGCUGACUGA